Messenger RNA from Caenorhabditis auriculariae, 3070 nucleotides. Lineage: Eukaryota; Metazoa; Nematoda; Chromadorea; Rhabditida; Rhabditidae. The record is from the annotation of a GenBank genome assembly.
AUGCACGGACGGCCUCACCUGCGGCCCUUGUUGGGUGACCGACAAGUUCGUGUUUUGCGUAUUCUCUCUGAAACUUGUAAGAGAACAAGAGACGUUGUUUACAGCUGACGAUGCUCGGCGGUCACAAACGUGGGCAAAGCGAGAGCAACUUGCCGCUGAGGUCCGUCGUUGACGUCAACACGGAGUCCAACGAGUUGCAGGUUUCUAUUUAAAAAUUCCUCUGUAUAAAUUUCCUGCUUACCCUGCGCAAUUAAUCAUUAUUACCAUUAAUACAUUUUUUUUUCAAAAAUUUUAAGCUUAUCUUUUUUUUAUCAGUGUUUUUGUGAAUGCGCAUUUAUUACAACAAAAAAAAAUAAGAAUGCAUAGAAGGCGCAUUCAAAGAAACACUACGCACGCACUGAUGCAAUGAGUUUUUUAACUUGAAAGAUAAUAAACUCUUGACUAAGCUAACGUAGAAGGAACUAUUCUUUUAAAAACUACUCAUAAACAUCAUUUUUUUUGAAUGAAUCUUUGGUGGAGGACUCCAGCAAAUGAUUAAUUGAACAAAAAUUUUGAACUUUUUGUUGAGGUACAUUUUUAGCAUGACCUCACUCCCACCCCUCUAUCAUACAGCAGAAAUGCAAUGAUCUAAACUUUAUACUGAUUGAAAAAACAUUGUGACUUUGCAGGUGAUAUCAUGCAAGAGUGUCACACGGACAGGAUCGCCGAAAAAUAACGGUGUCAUAAUAAACAUCGAUCCAAUCGAUCCAGAACCGACCCCUGUUCACACAGCCAAAGAGGUUUUUAUCAAAAUUAAGAAAAAGAAAUAAAGUGAUAAACUAACCACUGCAAGAGCACCAAAAUGGCAGAAAAAGUCGACGUACUUUUAUUCCAAAAAGAGACCACAAGACCGUCGCAAAAGCGAAUAUCAACUAUCAUGUGAAUUUUAACAUUCAAAAUUUUUCCGCGUCUCGCACUUUCGCGCGUUUUAUGUCUUUUUCCGAACACAAUCGUUCUUUUUUCUUGAAAGCGUGCUCGAAUGUGAUCAAUUUUAUCUUUUGUUUUGUCGCUUUGCCGAGUCAAAAUUGUUUUCAAAUGCCAUAAACAUUGCGAGUGUAAUUUGAUAUUGAAAUUCGUAAACAACGGCCGAACUGUUAAACAGAUACUUUGUUCUCUAUAAUUCUGAUUCUGUAGUUCAGUCUUCAUGUUUUUGAGAUUAUGUAAGAAAAAAUGAGUUGCAGAUCGUACAGAUUGUUUUGAAUCAGUUUUUUCCUGAAUCUUAUUUAAUCGGAUUUUUCUUUUCUUCUUGUUUCAGCAAUAAUGAUUUUAGAGAAAGAUUCAGGACGAUAUGAUUCUGGAAGCGAAUUCCGAAGGUUUCAAGACGUUCGUCGCUUUUUUGUGCCUGAUGGUAGCAGCUUUUUUGAACUUCUUCCUUUUGACUGUCAUCCACGACGUCGUGCCCCGCCAACCGUUGCCCGACCUCACCUGGAUGAUCGUCCCUCAGCAACGCUGGGCUUGGAGCGUUGGCGACGUCCUUUCCACUUUCAGGUCAUUCUUAAAUUUUGUUGUGAAGUAUAAUCCUGAUUCUGGAAUUUAUUACAAAAUUGCUCUCCAUUGAGGAUUUGCCGUCUAUUGUAAAAUCAUUCAGUUUUCAUGAUUAAUUUUUGAUCUUCAUGUUAAACUCGAAAGUAAUUUAGCUGCCAAUUUUCGUAACCAUACUAUUUUCUAUGUUAAAGUUAACGAUGUGACGCCAUUAGCAACUGCCAUAUAAAAAGCAUUUUUUUAAAUAUUUUUGAAAAAAAUAUGAAAAAUCCAGAAUUCGCAUUGAAUAAAUGAAAAAAACUUUGAGCGGAAAAAAACCAAUAAAAAUUUUUUUCAGCUCUGUGGUUGGCUUCACUGUAAUAUUUUUUUGCACCACCAACGACUGGUCGUGCUCCGACGCACUUUUCUGCUCGGGGCCAUUUUAUACGGUCUUCGGGCUGUUGUACUUGGAGUGAGAUUUUGACAUUAUCAACCUUUUCGUUUUUUAAGUUAUUAUUCCUUAAGAUUUUUUGAAGUUUUUUUUUAGCUAGAUACACUAAAUUAAUAACAUGUCGUUCUCAGUAACAUCUUCCUUCCUAGUUUCAGCAAAAUAAAAAUUGGUAAAUGACUCUCCACAGAGUUUUCAUAGUUAUUUAACUUCAAACAAAGUUGAAAAAGUUUGAGCGUUUUUUUUGAUGGAAAAUAUGAAUAAAAUAUUAUUUGAACUGAAAUAUCUGGAAGAUGUUUCCAGGUCACUUAUCUCCCUCCUUCUUUCGAAAAUCGCGAUGAAAUCUGCCAGCCACAAGUAAACCGCACAGCUAUGUAUGGAAUGGAGAUAACUACAAGGUGAACACACUUUACAUAAAGUUCUUCAAAAAAUGUUUAGGUUUCUGACGUACGUGAUCACGUUGGGAUUGACCUCAGGUCAAGAAAAAAUCCUGUGCGGAGAUUUGAUGUUCAGCGGCCACACGGUGGUACUGACCAUUAUGUACUUUGUACAGCUGCAAUACACUCCCAAAGGCCUCGUCUGGCUGAGGUACCCUUAUUUUUUUCUUGAACCUAUUUAGGAGAGGUGAUAGCCUUCAAAACCGCUCUUUCCAAAAAAAUUUUCAAGAAAGAUAAAUUUUACAGCAUUUUUAUCGUGAAAAAUGGCAUAGAAAACAAACUCUCACCUUUUGUGAUUUGAAGGUACCUGGCCGCUCCGAUAACUUUCUUCGGAAUCGCGGCUCUGGUAGUGUCGGGAGGUCAUUACACAAUGGAUGUUCUGAUCGCUUAUUGGUUGACAAGCCACGUCUUCUGGGGCUAUCAUCAGAUGUUCGAAAUGCCCAAAGACAUCCGACCAGAAGCUCCAAUGAGCCGGCUUUGGUGAGUUGUUUUUCAGCGUGUUUUGCUUCCGAUCUUUCGACUGAUCUCUUCAAAAUGUAAAUAAAUUUUUAGGUGGUUUUGGUUGUGUUAUUGGUUCGAGUCGGACGUGCGAGAGGGACGCCUUACUAAUGAGUGGAACUGGCCUUUCAAGGGUCCGCAGCGGAUCCAUGAAAUCAUGGACGCAGUCAAUCAGAAGUUGCAGUGA